AUGACUCAGUUCGGUCAGCAAGGUCAGGAACUGGUCAUUGGCGGACAGCCCGUUACCCAACUUGCAGCGAGAAUCGGGACCACACCUUUUUACGCUUAUGACCGGCAGGUAAUCGCGACAGGAAUCGAACAGCUUAAGCAGGCGUUGCCUUCGUCCAUCAAACUCCAUUACGCCAUGAAGGCCAACCCGAUGCCCGCGGUAGUGGCGCAUCUGACAAGCCUUGUAGACGGUAUCGAUGUAGCGUCAGCUGGUGAGCUGCAGGUUGCGCUUGAUGCGGGAGCUAACCCCCAGGAAAUUAGUUUUGCUGGACCCGGUAAAACCGCCCAAGAGCUGCGGCAGGCCGUUGCGGCGGGUAUUAUGGUAAAUAUCGAGUCAUUCCGUGAAGUGCCGCUACUCGCGCGAGCGUCUACGGAGCUGGGAUUACCCGCACGCGUGUCCGUGCGAGUGAAUCCAGAUUUUGAAUUAAAAAGCUCGGGGAUGAAAAUGGCAGGCGGCCCCAAACAGUUUGGUGUCGAUGCCGAGCAGGUUCCCCAACUGCUGGGGGUCAUUGGUGAACAUGGGCUGGCAUUUGAGGGUUUUCACCUGUUUGCCGGGUCGCAAAAUUUACGGCCUGAAUCAAUUGUAGAGGCUCAACGCAAGUGUUUUGAUUUGGCCGUCGAGCUGUCCUGCAGCGCCCCCUCGCCGGUGCGUUUUCUAAAUCUGGGUGGUGGUUUUGGGAUCCCCUAUUUCCCCGGAGACAAGCGUCUGGAUCUAACCUCGAUCAGUGAAAAUCUGGAUACCAUUGUCGCUGAGGCCAAUAACGUAUUUAAGGGCGCAGAUAUCGUAUUGGAGUUGGGACGCUAUAUGGUCGGCGAGGCCGGAGUGUACGUGUGCGAGAUACUGGACCGAAAAGAGUCCCGUGGCCACACUUUUUUGGUCACCAAUGGUGGUCUACAUCAUCACCUUGCGGCGUCAGGAAAUUUUGGCCAAAUUAUUCGUCGCAACUAUCCGGUUUGUGUAGGCAAUCGGAUGAAGCCGUUAGACGGGCAACAGGCAGAGGCCAAUGAAACCGAAACGGUGUCCGUUGUGGGCCCUCUUUGUACGCCUUUGGACCUCCUGGGGGAUAAGAUUCAGUUGCCCAAAUCUCAGGUCGGCGAUUUGAUCGUUCUGUUCCAAUCCGGUGCCUAUGGACUGAGCUCUAGUCCACAACGGUUUUUAGGACACCCGGAAAUUCUGGAAGUGCUGGUGUAG
This is a messenger RNA of Nerophis lumbriciformis (worm pipefish), 1230 nucleotides long. NCBI's taxonomy places the organism in Eukaryota, Metazoa, Chordata, Actinopteri, Syngnathiformes, Syngnathidae. The record is from RefSeq and is a predicted model, not a curated record.